Molecule: messenger RNA, 6014 nt
Organism: Cladocopium goreaui
Lineage: Eukaryota; Dinophyceae; Suessiales; Symbiodiniaceae
Source: the annotation of a GenBank genome assembly
AUGAGAUGUCCCAGUGGUUUUAAUCGAUGUAUCAGUGCCAACUAUGCCUCCGAGUGCAACAAUCACUUGUAUCUCACUGCUGCAGCAAAAUGCGAAAGCACAUGCCCGGAUGGCUUCUAUCGCUCCCCAAUCCAUGGCAAACCGAUUGGCCGAGAGUGCCCUCGUUGCCAUGAAGAUUGCAACAAGUGUGAGAACGCUGAUGCCUGCUCCGAGUGCAAGAACAGCAAGUUUCUGAACCCGGAUCUUUGGUGUGAGACAGAUUGUCCCACUGGCUACUACAAGGUGGGCAAUGGAGAGAUUGGGAACACCUGUGAGAAAUGCCCGGAACAUUGCCGAAACUGUCUCGACAGUCAGACGUGCACAGAAUGUAUGGACUUCAAGUACUUGGCCCCAAGCAGGCAGUGUGUGGAGACUUGCCCUACAAAUACAUUUCACCUUGGAGAUGGUGAGGCAGGACGUGUUUGUGCCUAUUGUGAGAAAGGUUGCCAUAGUUGCGCCACGUCUACCCGUUGCUUGGAGUGCAACAGCUCUCUACAUCUGGACGAAGUCUUCAAUUGUGUUGAAGUGUGUCCUGAUGGUUUCUACCCCGAGGGAGAUGAAGAUCGAGGGCGCAGCUGCUUGAGUUGCCCUACCUAUUGCAGCAUUUGUUCAGGUCCAGACGUGUGCCUUGAAUGCAACGUUUUCCGCUACUUGAACCCCGACAGCAGUUGUCGACCAGAAUGUCCGGACGGCUUCUACAGACUCGGCAGCGGCUUUCAGACGGGUGGAACGUGUCCUCGUUGCUUCCACACCUGCAACAAGUGCGACUCGGCAGAUGUUUGCAGUGAGUGCAAAAACUUCACGUAUUUGACGCCUGACUGGAAGUGCAACUAUGAAUGUCCAGCUGGCUACUGGGAACGUGGCACUGAAGAGAUUGGUGGCACGUGUGAGCGAUGUUCCGACAAUUGUAUGGAAUGCACCAGUGCAGAAGUGUGCGAGGUUUGCCAGAACGGAUAUUUCUUGGAUAUCUCCAGUUCGACCUGCAAGAAAGAAUGCCCACCUGGUUUCUGGAGCAAGAUCCCAGAUCCGAAAGUGGAAACCGGGCGCACCUGCGAACUUUGCUCGUGGCCCUGCAACAAGUGCGAUUCGGCCAAGAUUUGUACGGAAUGCAAGGACUCCUCGUACCUCACGCCAUUCGAGACAUGUGAGUACACAUGCCCACCUGGCUACUACCCAGAUGGCAUUGGAGAGAUCAAUGUCACUUGCCAGCCAUGUUCGCAAAACUGCGCUACGUGCGAUACCUUGGAGGUCUGCACCGCCUGCAAGAAUGAGAAGUAUUUGAAUCCAGAUGGUUCAUGUCAGGACUUCUGUCCUGAUGGCUAUUGGGAACUUCCAGCAGCAGGUGGUGUUGGCAACGCUUGCCCACUUUGUGCAGAGAACUGCAGCCUGUGCACCAGCGCCACAGUAUGUCAGGAAUGUCGAAACUCGACAUAUUUGACGCACUACGACUGGUGUGAAGUAACCUGCCAGGAUGGCUGGUAUCACGAAGGCAUUGAGGAUAUUGGUCGGCAUUGCAAGGUAUGCGAUCCGACUUGUAACAAGUGCGAGGCGGAGGACUAUUGCACGGAGUGCAAGAGCUCCCUCUACUUGACCAGCAGACAUCUCUGUGAGAAGACCUGUCCGAAAGGAUUCUAUGCCAAUCGCACAAGAGCAGUGGGUGGUGAAUGUGAAACCUGCCCGGAGCAGUGUACUCAAUGCACCAGUGCUUCCACAUGUUCGGAGUGUAGGAAUGGUCUCUACCUGACACCCGACGGCUUCUGUGAGGAGAUGUGUCCAACUGGGCACUAUGCGAAAGUAGGGGAUCCCUUUGGAGUUGGUGGUACCUGUCCCAUGUGCCCAGAGAACUGCCAUGCCUGCAACAAUCCAGAGGAGUGCACCGUUUGCCGGCACUUCACUCACCUGACAGCGUACGGUCAGUGCAGGUCUGAAUGCCCUGCUGGAUACUACGAGAAUGGUACCGCAAACAUUGGUGGAAAUUGCAACAGGUGUCCAUCUCCAUGCAACCUAUGCGAGACCGACACGGUUUGCACUGAGUGUGCAGAGUCUUCGUAUCUGACUCAUACAGGCACCUGUUCGUACAAGUGUCCAGAUGGUUACCACUACGAAGGAACCGAGGACAUCGGACGGUUUUGCAAGAUUUGCCCUCCAACCUGUGUUACAUGCCUUGGUCAAGGGCAGUGCAAUCUGUGCCAGAACUACACCUACCUGACUCCCGACCAAACUUGCGAGUACACGUGCCCAGAUGGUCACUAUCGACAAGGCAUUGCAGAAACUGGCAACACUUGUCCUGCUUGUCCUGGUGACAUGGAGAGAUGUAUCAAUACAACCUAUGCCACUGAAUGCAAGAACAAGAGAUACUUGACGCCUGCAGCAAAAUGCGAAGAAGGCUGCCCAGAUGGUUUCUACAGACUUGGCGCUGGCGAGGUGGGCAGAUCGUGCCCGCGUUGCUCCACAAACUGCACGCUCUGUUCCAAUGCGACCACCUGCCACGAAUGCCAAAAUGGACAAUAUCUUACCCACACCAAUUGGUGUGAUCACGAGUGCCCAGAUGGCUACUACAAGUUUGGAGAAGGUGAUGUUGGGCGAAUUUGCAAGGCUUGCAAGGCUCCAUGCAACACCUGUCUUGGACCUGACUGGUGCACAGAGUGCAAGCAAGGAAUGUUCCUGACGCCCAAGGGCACAUGCGAACUGAGCUGUCCUGAUGGCUACUGGGCAUCUGUUGGUGCCAAUGGCGUUGGAGGUACAUGUGCAAUUUGCCCUGAGAACUGUGAAGAAUGCAAGACUGAAACGACGUGCACCGUGUGCACAAACAAUACCUAUUUGCAUGCAAAUGAAUGCAAAGGCAGGUGUCCAGAUGGUUGGUUCCACCUGGGAGAGGAUAUCUCAAAUCGAGAAUGUAUAUCCUGCAAACCGGGCUGCAGUCAAUGUUCCAAUCAGACCUGGUGCAGCGAGUGCAAGGAUGGUUUGUUCCUCACAGCCAAUGGCCAGUGUGAAUCUACCUGUCCAGACGGCUUCUUCAAUCUUCCUGGGACCAACGGUAUUGGUGGCGUGUGCCAGCUUUGUGCAGAGAACUGCACCAAGUGUGAAUGGUGGGAUCGGUGCUUGGAGUGCAAGGCCUCCAAGUAUCUCACUCACUACAAGUGGUGCACAAAGGCAUGCCCAGCUGGCUACUUUGAAGAUGGAGAAGGAGAAGUGGGGCGGGUGUGUGUCGCUUGUCCAGACAACUGCAAUACCUGCGAGAACAGCCUGCAUUGCACCGAGUGCAAAAACAACAGCUACUUGACACCGAUGAAGCAGUGCGAAGGUGAAUGUCCGAAUGGUUUCUUUCACGAAGGAUUCCGGGAAGUCGGGCGAACCUGCCAAGCGUGCAGUGCAAACUGCAACCAGUGCCUUUCUGCCACAGAGUGUCUCGAGUGUAAGGGCAACGCAUACCUCACUGAAGAGCAGGACUGUGCAGCCAGUUGCCCCAAGGGCUACUAUGGGCAAGGUGAACAUAUCAUUGGAAAUACCUGCCAGAAGUGUUCGAAAGACUGUGAAGAGUGUGAUGGUCUCGAGCUGUGCACAACAUGCGCCAACUCCACGUUCCUGACGGACAGCAAAUAUUGCGCAGGUGAGUGCACCACAGGCUUCAUUCAGACUGGAGACACAGCCAGUGGUCGUGUUUGCGAAGAGCUCUGCUUCUGGUGCAACGGAGGUUCAGAACAUUGUGAUGGCGAUGAAGAGCAUGUCGGGCUAGGCUGCUUGCUGUUGUGGGUCUUUUCGAGCGCAUCAGUGCAGGUGAUAGCAACUGACGUGUUCAGAUUUCAGCAGCCGCUAUUUGUCACGCUGUUUAACUCAGUGGUCGGGAUCAUCCUCUUGUGGCCGUACCUGCCAUGCAGGUCACAAGGUCAGAAAGGUGGAUCCAAACCCCUUCACCUUGAUGAUGUGACCCUCACGGCAACAGCCAGGAUGUCUUGCUCGGUUGGUGUGCUUUGGGUUUGCUCGCAGUGUAUGUACAAUGUCAGUUUGUUGCACACUUCUGUGGCAACCAACACCGUGCUUUCAUCCACGUCUUCAGUUUUUACAUUCCUCUUCUCCUUGUUGCUCACAGAGAGCAAAUUCAGGCGAUGGUCGUGCAUUGGGGUGAUCCUUUGCUUCCUGGGCUGUUGCUUGGUGGCCUGCCAGGCACCAGUGGAUGCAUCCGCCAGAGCUGUACAUACCACUUGGCCCGGGACGGUGCUUGCCUUGGCAUCUGCUGCAUUGUUCUCUCUUUGCUCAGUGCUUCUGGACAAGUUGAGUCCGCAGAACUUUGAUCCUGGACUCUUUCUAGGCCUCAAUGGAGUUCUGGCACUGGCAUUUACGCCAUUCAUAUUGGGUAUUGCCAAUCUGCUUCAGUUUGAGCUUUUGAGGCUCCCAGAUCGACAAGUGCUUGCGAUGCUGGUUUUGAAUGCAAGCCUGGGGUGCCUUUUUGCAAACUACCUCUACUCCUGCGCUCUCUUGAGGUUGAGUCCAACCAUGGCGAACUUGGGCCUUUCCCUCUCCAUUCCGCUCUCCGCGUCUGUUGAUGCAGUGGUGCUGAAGGAGCAUAGUUUUUCGACCUGGUGGUUUGCAGGUGCAGCCUUGACCUCCGCCGGGGUGGUUUGCGCCGCUUUGGAUCUGCAGCCAGAAGUGGAGAUGGCCCUGCCAGAAGAGCUGCAGUCCUUGGUGGACUGGGAGUCUCCGGAGGAGCAUUUGAUCAUGAGCAUCUUUGCCAGUGUGCCCAAGGCCCCUGCUGAUCCCAUCCUGGGAUUGGUGGCGAGAUUUAAGGCAGACCCAGCCGAAAAGAAGGUGAAUCUGAGCGUCGGCGCCUACCGCAGUGAAGAGGGCAAACCGUGGAUCCUUCCUUCGGUGGCUGAGGCAGAGAAGUUGGUUGUCAGUGACACCACCCAAGACAAGGAGUACCAACCCAUUGAUGGGAAACAAGAGUACAAGAGGGCGGUUCAAGAGUUGAUCUUCAGCAAGGAUGUCAUCGACAGUGGUUCGGUUGUAACCAUCCAGGCAUUGUCCGGCACCGGCUCGUUGCAGUGCAUUGCCCAAUUCUUGAAAUUUAUGGGCGUCACGAAGGUCUGGUGUCCAAAUCCUACCUGGGGGAACCAUCCCAAGAUCUUCCAGCGAGCGCUUCUGGAAUGUGACACCUAUCCAUACUGGCACCAGGAAAAGCGAGGUUUGGACUUUGAAGGCAUGAUGGCUGGUAUCCAGAAGAUGCAGGAGGGUGAGUGCAUCUUGCUCCAUGCAGUAGCCCACAAUCCUACUGGUGUGGAUCCUACCAAUGAACAAUGGCAGAAAAUCGUAGCAGCUUGCAAAGAGAGAAAGCUUAUUCCACUGCUCGACAACGCCUACCAGGGCUACGCGAGUGGUCAGUUGGCAAAGGAUGGCUACUCUCAGCAGUUGUUUACAGAAAGUGGCAUGGAGUUCUUCAUCGCCCAAUCAUUCGCAAAAAACUUCGGACUGUACGGAGAGCGCAUUGGCUACAUUCAUGUACGAUGUGCUUCGAAAGAUGCAGCAGAUGCCGUGUUGUCGCAGAUGAAGAUCAUCGUGCGUCAGGCCUAUUCGAGCCCUCCCAAGCAUGGUGCUUCCAUUGUGAACAAGGUCUUGACGACUCCUGCCCUGAAAGAGAUGUGGUUGAAGGAGCUGACCUUCAUGUCGAAUCGCAUCAAUGACAUGCGAGUGGCCCUGCGGAAGGCCAUUGAGGCGAAGGGGACUCCUGGAACUUGGAACCAUGUCACGGAUCAGAUCGGCAUGUUCACCUUCACGGGCUUGACCAAGGAUCAAGUUGUGCGCAUGGUGGAAGAAUUCCACAUCUACAUGACAUUGGAUGGCCGAAUUUCGAUGCCAGGAUUGAAUCCUUCAAACGUUGAGUACGUUGCUGAGUGCAUCGACAAGGUCGUGAGAGGAUGAUUUCCUUUGGCACCUCCUAGGUAGAUUACUUGAAGCUUACCCUGUGGACUCAACUGAUG